AGUACGUCAGCAGCGGGAUGGCCGUAGCUGUGGCGGCGGCUGCAGAAGCCCGAGCAGCCGCGGCCGCAGUGGAGGCUAAAGCCGGAGCGGCGUCGGCGACGGCACCCCGGGGAAUUUAAGAUGGCGGCAGGGGGGGCGGCGGGCCUGCGGGAGGAGCAGCGCUAUGGACUGUCGUGCGGCCGGCUGGGGCAGGACAACAUCACCGUACUGCAUGUGAAGCUCACCGAGACGGCGAUCCGAGCGCUCGAGACCUACCAGAGCCACAAGAAUUUAAUUCCUUUUCGACCUUCGAUUCAGUUCCAAGGGCUCCAAGGGCUUGUCAAAAUUCCCAAAAAUGAUCCCCCCAAUGAAGUGCAUACCUUUAACUUCUAUUUGUCAAAUGUGGGUAAAGACAACCCUCAGGGCAGCUUUGACUGUGUCCAGCAAACGUUCUCUAGCUCUGGAGCCUCCCAGCUCAAUUGCCUGGGAUUUAUACAAGAUAAAAUUACAGUGUGUGCAACAAACGACUCGUAUCAGAUGACACGAGAAAGAAUGACCCAGGCAGAGGAGGAAUCCCGCAACCGAAGCACAAAAGUUAUCAAACCCGGUGGACCAUAUGUAGGGAAGAGAGUGCAAAUUCGGAAAGCACCUCAAGCUGUUUCAGAUGCAGUGCCUGAGAGGAAAAGGUCAACCCCCAUGAACCCUGCAAAUACGAUUCGAAAGACACAUAGCAGCAGCAGUGUUUCUCAGCGGCCAUACAGGGACAGGGUGAUUCACUUGCUGGCACUGAAGGCCUACAAGAAACCUGAGCUGCUGGCUCGACUGCAGAAAGAUGGUGUCAAUCAAAAAGACAAGAACUCCCUGGGAGCAAUUCUGCAGCAGGUAGCCAAUCUGAAUCCUAAAGACCUCUCAUAUACCUUAAAGGAUUAUGUUUUUAAAGAGCUUCAAAGAGACUGGCCUGGAUACAAUGAAAUAGACAGACGGUCAUUAGAGUCAGUUCUCUCUAGAAAACUAAAUCCAUCUCAGAAUGCUGCCAGCACCAGCCGUUCAGAGUCUCCAGUAUGUUCUAGUAGAGACACUGCAUCUUCUCCUCAGAAACGACUUUUAGAUUCAGACUUCAUUGAUCCUUUAAUGAAUAAAAAAGCUCGAAUAUCUCACCUAACAAAUAAAGUGCCACCAACAUUAAAUGGUCAUUUGAAUCCCACCAGUGAAAAGUCGGCUGCAGGCCUCCCGCCACCCCCUGCAGCUGCCGCCAUCUCCACCCCUCCACCGCCGCCUUCAACCCACCUGCCCGUCUCCCAUCCUCCUCAGACUGUAAACUCUAACUCCAAUUCCCCUAGCACUCCAGAAGGCCGGGGGACUCAAGACCUACCUGUUGACAGUUUUAGUCAAAAUGGUAGUAUCUAUGAGGACCAGCAAGACAAAUAUACCUCUAGGACUUCUCUGGAAACCUUACCCCCUAGUUCAGUUCUACUAAAGUGUCCAAAGCCUAUGGAAGAAAACCAUUCAAUGUCUCACAAAAAGUCCAAAAAGAAGUCUAAAAAACAUAAGGAAAAGGACCAAAUAAAAAAGCAUGACAUGGAGAUGACUGAAGAAAAGGAAGAGGACCUUACAAGAGAAGAGGGAAUUGCCAAGCUGAACAACUCCAGUCCGGGUUCCAAUGAAGGAGUUAAAGAGGGUUGCACUGCCUCCACGGAGCCUUCUUCAACAAUUGAACUCCCAGAUUAUUUGAUUAAAUAUAUUGCUAUCGUCUCCUAUGAGCAACGCCAGAAUUACAAGGAUGACUUCAAUGCGGAGUACGAUGAGUACAGGGCCUUGCAUGCCAGAAUGGAGACAGUAGCUAGAAGGUUUAUCAAACUGGAUGCGCAACGAAAGCGCCUUUCUCCGGGCUCAAAAGAGUAUCAGAAUGUUCAUGAAGAAGUCUUACAAGAAUAUCAGAAGAUCAAGCAGUCUAGUCCCAAUUACCACGAAGAAAAAUACAGAUGCGAGUAUCUUCAUAACAAGCUGGCACACAUCAAAAGACUAAUAGGUGAAUUUGACCAACAGCAAGCAGAGUCAUGGCACUAGAGCUCUGCUUGGACCAGAAGAUGUGAAUAAACUUAAGCUUAUUUAUUUAAAAUUCCAAAUGAAUUGCUCUAAGAUUCUAAAAAAAUGAAACUUUGCCUAUUGAAAGUUUCAGUAUUAGUAAACUUGAGUUACUUUUUUUUUCAUUUUACUUUGCUUCCCUGCAUUUUUGAAGCUGCUUUUUCUGGUUCUUUUUUUUUCCCUCAAGACUUGUGUUUGUCAAUAGAAAUAAUUUUUUUUAGAUAUUGGGGAUCCAGUGUCUAUACUUCAAAUCAGUUUUUUUUCCUUAAAAACUUGUGUUUGUCAUUAGAAAUGAUCUUUUUAGAUAUUGGGGAUCCAAUGUCCACACCUCAAAGUUAUAUGUGUUUAAAAAAAAAAAACAGUAAUGUACAAGGUGAAAUGCUUUUGGAUAAACAUAAGCCUAUUUUCUGACCUUUCUUAAUGCAAACUCUUUGCCUUAAAUGGUAGAAUAUUUAGAAAUUUGCACAAAAUACAAAAAAAAUUAAAACAUUGUUUUGGAGGGUUAAGAAAUCGAAAGGUAUAUGAGUCCAUGUAUGUGUAUAGAUAUACAUACACAUAUGUAUAUACAGGCUGACUUGAUCUAGAACAGUGAACCUGCCCUGCAAGUUAACCCCCCAUUGCAAUGGUUGCCUUAAGGUGUUUGCUAGUUGUGUACAUAGUGUGGUUAAUCAUUAGCUACACUGCUUCCCAACUGAUUACAGCAAUGGGAAGCACACUGUGGCCUACCAGCGUCUGAACGAGUGUGCUCAACCUGUCUGUGUGCAGAGGUGGUGUGGAUGUGAGCGUGCUUGAAGGAAAAAAAGCUGCUACUCUCAGUAGGCCAAACGCUCAGGUUCAACAACUGACGAGUGUUACUGUAGGUUUUUUGUUUUUUUUCUUCUGUCAGAUUGCUACUUCUAUUGUGGAAGACAAAAGCAUUUCCAUUUCAACAGUUUGUCAGCUUUAUUAAUGUUGGGCAAAAUCGAUAUGUUAUAAAAAUGAAACAGAUCUAUAGUUUUGGGGCAAAAUUAUAAAAUUAAACAUGUAGGUAAUCUAUUUAUAUACUGCUAUAAAGUAUUUUUUGAAGAGAGAUAUGCAAAGAAGCUAUUACCUACAUGAAAUGUAUAUUUAAAGAUUUUUUUUCCAUCCUGGGUACCAGGAGUAUAAAAAAGAGCAGAUAUAUUUACCAUAACAUACUGUGAUUCAUCAAACAGCACAAACUUUCAUUUCAUGGAGUUUAUCUGUUGACGUUGGUUUAAACUAUCACUUGUUUUAUCAUGUGGGAACAUAAGUUAUGUGGUCAAAAAUAUAAGGACUUUGAACUUAUGUUGAUUCAAGUUGUGUUGUCUUAUUGUAUUGUCUUUUCAAAGUGCUGCCAGUUGAAAAGGGAAGCAUUAUGUUUACAAAUCUGUUUUGAAAUGUUUGCCAAAAUUUUGGUAGUAUCUUUAAUAAAGAUGUUUGUCUCCAGCAUCCAAAAAACUAAAUAAAUAACUUUCUUGUGUAUGGCUGUAAACCAGAAAAUGUUGGUGUCUAGAAAACCUGAGAGAGCAUGUAGAUGAACUUUUCUCUUUGGAGUUCUCCUAAAACAUUAACUGGAAAGAGUAGAUAAUAUAGGAAAAGUGUACAAACUAUACAAAGACUGAAACAAGACCCUGUGCACUAUAACUCUGUAACGUUACUACGGAAAUUUGAUUUCUGUGUAGUUUGGACCUCCUAGGGCAUUAGAUUUCUUUUAGCAUUGAGAUCCCUGGUGCUCUUCCUUUUACCUCAGAAUUGGUACAAUCAUUUUUAAAUGUUCAUUGAUUUCAAACUUUCAGUGGAAAAAAGAUAGGAAAGGAAACCUAAUUGGGGAUAAAUUUGGUCCUCCUCUUAUGGUGGAGUCUCUGAGGGAUUUGUCUGUAGGUGAUGACCUCGUUGGUGUCAUUUCUUGGACAUCUUGGCCUUUUAAUCAAAGAUUGUGUGCUGCUAUUUGCUAUGAGCGGUGUUUCUCAAAAGCAAGGUGCUUGGACCACUUCCAUCACCCGAGCUAUACCCGGGGUAUAAGGCCCAUGUAUCCACAUUUUCAUAAAUAUCCUCCAGGUAACUUUUGCAAGCUAAAGGGGGAGAACCAUUGCCUUGGAUGUAGCGCUAAACCUUUAGGUCCCUAAAUCUCCAAGUCUUGAACUGAAGUUCAACUACUGACUUUUUUUUUUAAGCCUAGCCCUAUCAGCAGGUGCAAAUCACUUUUCCCCUCUACAUGAUAUGAGGCACCCUCUCAAUUGUUUCACUGCCAAUUCUUAUUUCAGAACUUGUUUACAAACAAGCCUUCCAGUUGGUUAAUCGUCAGCCCUUGGAGCUCCUACCCACCUACAUCAGCACAUCUUCUGGUUUACAAAUAGGGUAAUAAUGGAAGCUGGAGAUGCUUUAUGAAAAUCCAGCAUUUCACACCCAUAGACUUGACCACUUACCUAUAAAAGCCUUAAUUUAGAUGUCUGUUGUGUACCUUGGGCAGAUCCUUGCAAAAUAUAUAUCUGUCUGGUCAGUCGCAAAUUUGAGAGUUGUAAAUCUCUGAAUCUACUAUCACCUGUGGUGGCUGCAUCCUGUUUGAAGAUGGGGAUGAGCUUGUUAAAAUAUUUAUAAUCAUUCUUCAUCUCCUACUGUAAGAUUUUUAGAUUCUCUCAAAUAAUUGCUGCAGGAAUGGGUGGCCACUUAGUAUUAGUUACUAUGGUGGAAGAAUUUAUUUAGGGGUGUUUUUUUUUGAGAGAGAGAGAAACAGUAAGUAUAAAACAGCACUGUCAAGAUGAGAGAAUGAGUUGUGUUAUUUUUUCAUCACAUUUCAUCUAAAAUAAUUUGAAGCACUCUUGAAGAGUUUUACCAACACCCAUAAAUUAACUCCAGAUUGCAUGAACAGCUGAUUUAAUACAAACCAAAAAGAACAUUAACUAGAUGUGGUUUUGUUUUUUAUGUGGGGAUUUCAUUUCCUAUCUUGUUGGUUAUUUAUUUCCCUUGGAAUAAUUCAGAGGGGUUAACUUUCAGCUCUGAAUGGUGAUAGAUGUUCAGUACUUGCUCUCCUAAAAGUAAUUGGUGUAGUCAGUUUAUGUCAUUGUUCCAUGCAUUGAUUAUAAAAAUUCAGUAUUAAUUUUCCUUCAUCUCUGAUUGAUCUUUUAACCUUUACAGGAAUUUUCUUUUCCCUUAAAGUAUUUCACAUUAUGUAAAACAAACGCAUACUUGCGUCUUAGAAGCAAGAUGUUGAAAUGAGGUUUAGACACCAAUGGUCCAUCAGUUCCAACACUCUGAUUGGUUGCCUUACCCCUUCCGUUAGUACAGUCUUUGCUUCUGGAACUUGGCUGAAACUCUUUAGCCAGUUCAUUGUCUUUCUGGCAGUGUGAGUGUUGAGUCACGUAUGUUUGGUAUAUGCCUUUACUACUUUUGAAGUUCUUACAGUUUAUUACUUGCCUAAAUGUUACUAAAUCCUUUUCUUAUAUGUACUGGAUGAGGGAAAAAUUAUAGCUAGCACUUGGAGAGGAACCUUUGGGGAAAGGAUAUUAACUGACACUACUAAAUGAAGGCAACAGAAGAUGUUAUCAGUGUACUUUGUAACCCGAAAACUGAACAAGGCCGUGAGGCUCAUUUCAAAAUAUUUUGAAGUGUUAAAAAUAUAUAUAUAUUUACGCUGUUUCUCAGUUGUUCCAUCCCAACCGUGUCAGGACUCUCAAAGGUGAAGUGUCACAGGGACUUCUCAGUUGUUACGAGCUCAGCAGCUGUGGUGGCCCCUGUUGUUCUACCACAAUUCCAAUUCAAUAAAAAUGUUAACUUUGCAA
Messenger RNA from Diceros bicornis minor, 5843 nucleotides. RefSeq names its product elongation factor for RNA polymerase II 2 (gene ELL2). Gene Ontology annotation, biological process: transcription elongation by RNA polymerase II; positive regulation of transcription elongation by RNA polymerase II; snRNA transcription by RNA polymerase II. The transcript has 12 exons. Lineage: Eukaryota; Metazoa; Chordata; Mammalia; Perissodactyla; Rhinocerotidae. Gene Ontology annotation, molecular function: cis-regulatory region sequence-specific DNA binding. The record is from RefSeq and is a predicted model, not a curated record. The coding region runs from base 121 to 2046 and encodes 641 amino acids. Gene Ontology annotation, cellular component: transcription elongation factor complex.